CUCCCUCUCUCGCUCUGCGCUCUGAGUGAAGCAGCCUCAGAGGUGUCUGACGCCCUGCAGCACAGCCAGAGGCACCGCUUCAGUGAUGCCCCCCUUCAACAACUAUUUGCUACAGUAGUUUGUUUCUUGGAAAGUGUCUUGCUGCCUUUGAGCUACAACCAAUUUUUUUUUCCCGAGAAAAGAAAAGUACAGGAGCGCACUGUGCUUUUACGCAUGGAAGUUGGUAUCAGCCCAGUUACAUUUACGCAUGGCUGUGCCUAGUCUCCUCGGAAGAUGCGUCCGGACUUAUGAGAGCUUGUCAGGGCAUCAAGAGCGGGAUAAAAAGUGAGCAACGAUGCGAGGCACUGAGCUGUUGCUUGGUUACUUUCUAGUGAAAGUUAUGGUGUGCGAUGCGGAAGGCGAGCCAGGUGAGAACCUCGACGACUUGACAGUAACCGUGUUUAACGACUCAAAGGAAGCGGAGAGCAGCAUCACGGAGAGCCCGCACACGGAGGACAAGUGCCGCGGGUACUACGACGUGAUGGGCCAGUGGGACCCGCCGUUUGUGUGCAGGACGGGCAGCUACCUGUACUGCUGCGGCACCUGUGGCUUCAGGUUCUGUUGCGCGUUUAAAAGCUCCCGGCUGGACCAGACCACCUGUAAGAACUACGACACCCCGCCGUGGAUGAUGACAGGCAGACCGCCUAAAGUGGACGUGGCGCAGGACACCGCGAAGGAUAAAACCAACCUCAUUGUGUAUGUCAUAUGCGGGGUCGUGGCCAUAAUGGCACUGAUAGGGAUUUUCACCAAGCUUGGUUUGGAAAAGACGCACCGUCCGCACAGAGAAAAUAUGUCAAGGGCUCUUGCACACGUGAUCCGCCAUCCUGCCACAGAACAUUCGGAUGACAUUGGACUCGGCCAGCACUAUGAGAACAUACAAACCAGAGUCACAGUUAACAGUCUCCACAGCACCCAGAUGAACAACGCAGCUAAAGCAUCAACUUUGAUAACUCAGCCCUACCCGGCUCUGGGACAGAUCACCAGCCCUUAUGAGCCACAGAAGACUGUCAAGGAUCUCAACAAAUACGCCACCCUCAAGGCUGUGGCAGAGAAAGCUAAUGACAGCUUCUACAGCAGCCGACGCCAACUGAUUGAGAUGACGACCAAGGGCAGCCUUCCUAUGGAACCUGUGGAUAUGGAGCCAGAACCGAGUAAUCCUUACAGCCCACCCAGACAGAUGUCUACGAAGCAGAACGGACACAAGUACAAAAGCCCCAAGAACCACAGCUCCCAGUCUCUGCCCUACAGCUCAAACACUGCUGCCAUCCCAGGGGUGCUAAAAUCCUGGGAGAGCAAGGACACGCUGGGACUGCGACAGAGCUAUGGCCCAAAGAAACUCUGCAUCAUAGAGAAGGAGAUACACACCACUCGCUACAUCCCUCCACAGCCAUACUUUGUCACCAACAGCAAGACAGAAGUGACAGUAUGAGGGACUGUCUAAACGUCAGGCCUAAAGGAGCGAAUGGAAUAACAGGAGUCAGAAUUUAAGAAGGACAGUAGCUGCUGACUGUGGGCGGCGUUGUAAGAAAUCAGCAUGGACUGCAGUAUGUGCAGUUGUCAAGCAUUCAAGACACCGCCUAAAGGUGAAGUGUAACAGGAGGCAGUACCAAUCAUUGCUCCUCAGGCACAGUGAUUAAUAUGUUGUUAUCCAUAUUCAUAUAAUCCAACCACUAAAACAAAACACAAAAGCUAAAUAAAUCAUAUACAUACAUAGUACAGUUGUAUUUAAGGUCUAAAAAGAUCUGAAAAUUACAUUAUCUCAUGUAAUUUCUAGUAAAUCUACACUGUCUAAAUGAAAAUAACCAUCCUUAUUUAAAGAAUCAAAAAAGUUGAAUAGCUUGUGGUUACAGAAAAUGUUUCAUAGAUUUAUGGAUACUGUUUGAAAAUGUUCUGGCACUGCUUACAUGCUGAGGAGCUGAAAUUCAUGCACUAAAACCGA
This is a messenger RNA of Thunnus maccoyii (southern bluefin tuna), 1978 nucleotides long. RefSeq names its product shisa family member 9b (gene shisa9b). Gene Ontology annotation, cellular component: AMPA glutamate receptor complex; postsynaptic density; postsynaptic membrane. Bases 335 to 1468 code for a protein of 377 amino acids. The transcript is spliced from 4 exons. The record is from RefSeq and is a predicted model, not a curated record. Gene Ontology annotation, biological process: regulation of AMPA receptor activity; regulation of short-term neuronal synaptic plasticity. Lineage: Eukaryota; Metazoa; Chordata; Actinopteri; Scombriformes; Scombridae.